AUGGGUCCCUCAUCAGCCAUUUUCGUUGUGUGGUCGCUCUUCUGCCUCAUCCACAAUGCCGGGGCAGCAAAAGAAGGCAUCGUGGGCUUUGGUAUCUCCUUGUACGAGGAUCUCUGCUGUCAAGCAUGUCACGAUUCACUGUCCACCCUCUGGCUGAAUUGCACGACGUUCAUGUCCAGCGAUGACAUGUCCGGUAUGGAUAUGAGCAUGAGCAUGGAUAUGGACAUGCCCAUGGGUAUGACCAGCGACGAAUGCUACGCCUCCAACACCCCGUGGCUCCAGACGAUGGCAUACUGCAUCCAGCAGAAUUGCAACGCCGACGGGUAUCCUGCAGCGAAACAGGCCAAAUGCUUCAGUAACCAAGCCGUCGCUGGGGCGUCAGAGCCGACAUUCCAGGACAGCCUUCCUGCCUCGGCUCCUACAGAGGAACUCGCGGCAGAUGCCAUGUGGCUCAAUGUCACCAGCUUGGUGAAUCGUGAGCUCUACUAUUCUACGCACGGAACUCUCGGCGAGUUCGCCAGAUCUGAAUACUUCCACACCAGAUAUUCGGUAAUCCUUUACUUUGUCGUCAUCGGCAUCUGCCUCAUCUGUGGCGCUUUGACGCAAAUCACAACCGUCUCUCCUGGACUUCAGAAACGACUGCAAACAUCCGGCCUCGUAGCAAAACUUCGAACCAACAUCUUUCUCCCUGCCCUUUUUGGGUCCCGGCGACUUGAGCCUCUCCCUGGGCGGGCAGGCUACCUCCCAAGCAGAACACUCAGCAUCUUCAUCGCCAUCUACGUCAUCUUGAAUGUUAUCUUCUCUGCAGUUAACUUCCGGAGCUUCCAACCGAAUAUCUACUUCAUGUCUGCGGGCUUCGAGUUUUGCGAAUAUGUUGGGAAUCGAACGGGCACUCUCAGCUUUGUCAACAUCAGUAUCGCCAUCUUAUUUGCAGGCCGAAACAAUCCCCUGAUUCCAUUGACCGGAUGGAGCCAGUCGACUUUCCUGACUCUGCAUCGGUGGGCUGCGAGGGUUGCCACCCUGCAAGCUAUCGUGCACUCUAUUGUGUACACAAUGGCGUACUGGCAGCCAGGAUAUGACGGGGCAUCUGCGUAUGCUGCGAAAGCAGCAGAACCAUUCUAUUACUGGGGAAUCAUCGCAACGAUAGCAAUGUGCCUCGCAACAGGCUUCGCAGUCCUACCGCUAAGAAUCAUGCUCUACGAAACCUUCCUGAUAAUACACAUCGUUCUCAUCGUCAUCACCUUGGCUGGAUGCUGGUAUCAUAUUAUCCCUCACUUCGGAUAUGAUUAUGGCUACCAGGUCUGGCUGUAUCUUGCGUUCGCCUUCUGGGGCUUCGACCGAGUUGCAAGAGUAGCUCGAAUCGUUUACCUUAACCGUCUAGGCGAUUCGAAGGCGGUCGUGGAGGCAAUCCCGAACAGCAACAUUAUACAAAUCACCGUCUUCCCGAGGGUGGGCUGGAACUUCGGCCCAGGACAACACUGUUUCCUCUACUUUCCUGGACUCGAAAAAGUCUGGGAGAACCAUCCCUUCAGCGUCGCGGCCUGGAGGAGGAAAGGCCAGCCGCUGCCCGUCGUGUCAACACGACCAAACAGCAAAGAAGGCGAUGUGAAGGAGACCUCCAAUGUCACCACGGUGCCUCAAGAGCCCGAAGUUCAGGAGUGCGUGGCUGUACGAUUCCUUGUUCGCGUGCAUUCUGGGGCUACUGCCGAGCUCCAACGGCGCCUUACGUCUUGCUCGCCGGGCAUCAUGGAAAUGAGCGUCUACACCGAGGGCCCAUAUGCGGGUCACAAGUCCACCCUUCAACCACUGCUUGCUACUGACACGGUCCUGUGUCUUGUUGGUGGCAUAGGUAUCACAAAUGCUCUUGGAUUUAUCCAGGAAUACGCGAGCACACUUUCCCGAGGCGGAGAAACACCAGGAAAAGGCCGCGGGGUCAUGAGGCAAGCAAAGCGAUUUAUUCUUGCCUGGUCUGUUAGAGAAAUGGCUCUCAUCGAACACGUCAAGCAAAACUUUCUGAUGGGCAUUGAGGGAAUUGAGGUCUCAUUUUGGUACACAGGUGAGACCAGCGCUGUGCAGCAGAAGGAGGUUCCCCUGCACGAUGCCGGAAGCUUGAAGACCGCGGGAGCAUCGCCGACGCACGGCCGGAUGGACAUUGAGGCCGUGAUAAGAUCUUCUGUGGAACCUGGGCAUCACACGACUGUCUUGGUCUGUGGCCCUGGUGCUAUGGCCGAUGCAGCUGCGAAAGAGGUGGUCCAGUGUGUGAAGAACGGCUCAAGCGUGGACAUAGUAGAGGAGGCCUACGCAUGGUAA
Molecule: messenger RNA, 2310 nt
Organism: Diaporthe amygdali
Lineage: Eukaryota; Fungi; Ascomycota; Sordariomycetes; Diaporthales; Diaporthaceae
Product: ferric reductase transmembrane component 4
Exons: 3
Coding region: 1-2310 (769 amino acids)
Biological process (GO): intracellular iron ion homeostasis; iron ion transport; copper ion import
Cellular component (GO): plasma membrane
Molecular function (GO): ferric-chelate reductase activity
Source: RefSeq, a predicted model, not a curated record